This is a messenger RNA of Sinocyclocheilus anshuiensis, 4117 nucleotides long. RefSeq names its product FERM, RhoGEF and pleckstrin domain-containing protein 1-like. Gene Ontology annotation, cellular component: cytoskeleton. The record is from RefSeq and is a predicted model, not a curated record. Lineage: Eukaryota; Metazoa; Chordata; Actinopteri; Cypriniformes; Cyprinidae. Gene Ontology annotation, molecular function: guanyl-nucleotide exchange factor activity; cytoskeletal protein binding. The transcript is spliced from 27 exons. Bases 246 to 3338 code for a protein of 1030 amino acids.
UGUUGGAGGCUGGAGGCGGUGUUUUAUUGUAUGAAAUCAGUUUGGGAUCCGUUCGUUCAGUCAUGGCGUCCGGGAAGACGGUGGAUUGCAGCGCUUCCCGCGAAUAACCACCGACAAACCGACUCAUCGCGACUAUAGCCGCUGCAUUGCGCUGUAUUUUCGCGUGAUAUCAUUUAACAACACAGUUGCGGAGCUAUCCAGUCACAACGAGUUUUAAUUCAGCAGUAAAGGUGGGUUUGAGCAGUAUGGUGGAGCCAGAGGAGCGGCCCUCGGUGGCGGGCCAGAGGCUGGGAGCCCCCGAGAGCAUGGGCAUCAGCACGCUGGAGCCCGGCCAGCGGCCUCCCACCAUGCCCCCCGGCAGACGGGUCUCCAUCCGGGUCCAGAUGUUGGAUGACACUCAGGAAGUCUUUGAGGUCUCGCAACGUGCUUCAGGGAAGGUGCUGUUUGACCUGGUUUGUGCCCACCUGAACCUCAUCGAGGGUGAUUACUUCAGUUUGGAGUAUCAGGACCAGCGUAAAAUGACCGUGUGGUUGGAUCUGCUGAAGCCGAUUCUAAAACAAAUCAGACGACCCAAGAACACCAUCCUGCGUUUCGUGGUGAAGUUCUUCCCUCCUGAUCACACGCAGCUGUUAGAAGAGCUGACCAGGUAUCUUUUCGCCUUGCAGAUCAAGCAUGACCUGGCCUGUGGACGUUUGACCUGUAAUGAAAGCAGUGCCGCCUUGCUGGUCUCUCAUAUAGUGCAAUCUGAGAUCGGAGACUUUGAUGAAGUGCAGUGCAAACAACAUCUACUCAACAACAAGUACAUUCCCGUGCAGGAUGCACUGAUGGACAAGAUCAUUGAAUACCAUCGGAAACACGUCGGGCAAACACCAGCUGAGUCGGACUACCAGCUUUUGGAGAUUGCACGAAGACUUGAGAUGUACGGAGUGCGUCUUUAUCCCGCAAAAGAUCGCGAGGGUACGAAGCUCAGCCUUGCCGUGGCGCAUUCUGGUGUACUGGUCUUUCAGGGACACACCAAAAUAAAUGCUUUCAACUGGUCUAAAGUCCGCAAGCUGAGCUUCAAAAGGAAGCGCUUUCUCAUAAAACUACGACCUGACUUAAAUCAGAGUAGCUGUCAGGAUACUCUGGAGUUCAUGAUGGGAAGCAGGGACUGCUGCAAGGUGUUUUGGAAGAUUUGUGUGGAGUACCAUGCCUUUUUCCGCCUGUUUGAAGAACCCAAACCCAAGCCCAAACCAGUUUUGUUUACCAGGGGUUCCUCCUUCAGGUUCAGCGGCCGCACACAAAGGCAGGUGAUUGAUUAUGUAAAGGACACUGAAUUCAAAAAGGUUCCGUUUGAAAGAAAACACAGUAAAAUCCAGUACAACAGCAGUUUUUCUCCAUCCCCACCCAGGCUGUGUGCCGAGGGUCAAGGAGAGAGGAAUGCCAGUGCUUCAGGACAUCAGAUGGACUCCCCUAUUGGGUGCACCCAAGUGACUGUUGAAAACCGAGCUCUCCAGCGUUACACUGAGAGUCUAACCUCACAGACCAAUGGAUGCCGAAAUGGGACCCCCGAUGAGGCGGAUACUCGAUUAAAGCCAUCCCCAUCCAAGCAGCAGGCCGAGCAUCUGAGCACAGGUCCCGUUUCCAGGAGCCCUCAGCACAGCGAAUCUCCGUCUGCAGGCCAAGUGAUGGUGAACGGCCAGAAACAGAGUCUUAACCUAGGCCAAAGUCCAGACGGACGGCAGCCUUCUCCUCUCACUAGCCCCUUACUGACCGACGCUGGCUUCAUCCGCACAGAUGACGAGGAUGAGGUUCGGAGGAAGAGGUUCCCGACUGAUAAAGCAUACUUCAUUGCCAAAGAGCUCCUGACCACAGAGAGGACAUAUCUGAAGGAUCUGGAGGUCAUUACUGUGUCCUUUCAGAAGUCUGUAGAGAAGGAUGAAGCCAUGCCGGAUUCCUUGAGGAAUCUCAUAUUUGCCAAUUUUGAACCUGUGUGCAAAUUUCACGAGACCUUUCUGAAAGACGUGGAGCAGCGACUGGCUCAGUGGGAAGGCAGAUCCAAUGCACACAUCAAAGGAGACUACCAGCGUAUUGGAGAUGUAAUGCUGAAGAAUAUCCAGGGUUUGAAGCUGCUGACGGCUCAUCUCCAGAAGCAUUCGGAAGCGUUGCUGGAGCUGGAGAGGAUGUGUCGCUCAUCCCGGAAGCUGGAGGGUCUGUGUCGAGACUUUGAGCUGCAGAAGGUCUGUUAUCUGCCGCUCAACAUCUUCUUCCUGCGGCCGCUGCACCGCCUCAUGCACUACAAACAGAUCCUCGAGCGACUCUGCAAACACUAUCCACCGACACACGACGACUUCAGAGACUCGCGAGCUGCGCUUGCUGAUGUUUCUGAGAUGGUUGUGCAGCUUCACGGCACCCUCAUUAAGAUGGAGAACUUCCAGAAGCUUCUAGAGCUCAAGAAAGACCUCAUUGGCAUCGACAAUCUUGCACUUCCUGGACGGGAGUUUAUCAGACUUGGUUGUCUCAGCAAACUCUCUGGAAAAGGUCUACAGCAGAGAAUGUUCUUCUUGUUCAAUGAUGUUCUGAUGUACACGAGUCGAGGGAUGACGGCCUCCAAUCAGUUCAAAGUGCAUGGCCAGCUUCCUCUGUAUGGCAUGACGAUCCGUGAAAGUGAGGACGAGUGGGGCGUCCCACAUUCCUUCACUCUGUUUGGACAGAGACAGUCCGUCGUCGUGGCUGCCAGUUCAGCGUCUGAGAUGGAGAAGUGGGUGGAGGACAUCAAGAUGGCCAUUGAACUGGCGGACAAAUGCAAUGGCCCCUCGGCUGAGAUCCUGUCCAGCAGUUUCACUGACAGCAAAUCCCCUGAGGAAUCUAGCGCUGACCAGGAAUCAGAUGAUGACCUGAGCGCCUCACGGACGUCUCUCGAGUGGCAGACGCCUCACCGUAGUAAUACCACGGUUCACGUGUGCUGGCAUCGCAACACCAGCGUGUCCAUGGUGGAUUUUAGCGUAGCGUUAGAGAAUCAGCUGUCUGGGAAUCUGCUGAGAAAGUUCAAAAACAGCAACGGUUGGCAGAAGUUAUGGGUGGUCUUCACCAACUUCAGUUUGUUCUUCUACAAAACACACCAGGAUGAAUAUCCUCUGGCCAGCCUUCCUCUGCUGGGAUACUCCAUCACCAUUCCCUCAGAGUCUGAGAACAUCCAUAAAGACUACGUCUUCAAGCUCCAUUUCAAAUCACACGUCUACUAUUUCAGAUCUGAGAGCGAGUACACGUUUGAGAGGUGGAUGGAGGUUAUCCGCAGCGCCACCUGCUCCUCCAGUCACAUCCGCUCACUGAGCCGCAAAGAGCCGCACGUCUACUGACCAAAGACCCUCGACAGCCUGCCUGAACACACACACAUGUCUGGUUCUCUAUCAGGUCUUCUCAACACACUUUAACAUGUUUCUUAUGGAAGUUUUUCGUGUGCUAUAUCGUUGUUUCACUUUUUUGAAAAAUUCAGAAGGCUUUGAAUGGGUUUAGAUGUAAAGAUUUGUAACAAGAAUAUGGAUUCAGUGCCAGAAAAUACACAUUAUCACAACAUCAGGUCAAAGAGAAACACUUCCAGUUUUGCAGUUCAUUUUAAAUUUGCAAAAGACACAAAAUCCUCAUUAGUAAACAACAGUACUCGUUCAUGAAAUGCAAGAACUGAUUUGUGUAAAUCAUUCGUAAAAUUUGUAAGAAUGCUUUCAGGAAUGAUUCAUUGAAUUGAAUGCAGUGGUUAUGUUGAAUGCGAUGAUUUAUUCUUUUGAAAGUUUUAUUGAUUUGUAUAUGAGAGUGUUCUAUAAAUGGUUUAUUGAAGGUUUUAGUGUACAUGAGACUGGUUAUACUGAAUUGAAUGUGACUGUUUAAGCUGAGAACAGCUUUACGAACAAUUUACACAUGAAUUUAUUGUUGGUGUUUCAUGAAUGAGGCCUAAUGCCUGUAAAAUUGGUCAGUGAAACAUCUCUGGACUGUUUUUAAAUGUAGUAACUCUAGCCUUUUAUUACUGACUUCUGGUCUGAUGUUUUUAAAUGGUUGACGCUUUCUGUCUACAUCUCAGUGAACAAAAAACAAAAACAAUGUGCAGGUCAUAUUUCACUCCAAAAUUGCUUGGAGAGAAAAA